AUGAAUUCCGCUGCGGCAGAUAUGUCCCACAAGAGGCUUGCCAAUCCAUGCGAGGGAGUCCAGGUGGGUGCCCUGGACGCCGUUAAGCCUCCUUCGGUGAAUCUCGAAUAUGGAUCUAUCUCGCUGGCGUAUUCAUCAGGUGCUGCCAGCACGAGCUGCAGCAGUGACAGCAGCAUGACCACCCUGCGAUCGCAUUCUGAGAGUUCCUUUCCUCUCACGGGGGGAGAGAGUCUGUUUCCCGCCGGUUUGUUGGCCGACACGCCGGCAGUCUCUCCCAGGCCUUCAGCCGCAGAUAUACGCAGGGAGGAGGAGCGCAGCGAACGGGCAGUAAACGCCAGCAGGAAUCGUUCCCUACAGCAACAAGACGCCACGCACGGCGCGUCAAGGGGCUUCGAGGGGCCUGCCUCUGAUUCUGAGAAGAAAAAUCUUCGCAUGGCGACACCAGACUACGGGCAGGAGCCACUUCACCUACCCACGUACUUGCGGCCUGCCUGCGCCGCUGCAGGAGGGAGCGUAGUCUCUUGCGCUCACAUGAAGCGCAUGCUUCCAGGAAUCUGCAUUUUAUGCACGGGGACAGCGGGUAGAUCACUGAACUGCAUGCAUUCAGGCAGCGGCGCUCUCGAUCGUGCGACACUGCAUUCGGUCGAUGACUGGAUUGCACAGUUGUUGCGCUGCCAGCCCCUCAAGGCGGAGGAGAUCAAAGCACUUUGUAAACUGCUCUCUGAUUUGCUGGUCAGCGAACCGAACUGCGUAUGCGUGCAAAGCCCCGUGACGGUUGCUGGAGAUAUUCACGGUCAAUUUUACGACCUUCUUGAACUCUUCAGAGUUGGUGGCAUGCCCCCCCAAGUGAAUUACCUGUUUAUGGGAGACUACGUUGAUAGGGGGUUUUACUCUGUGGAGGUCUUCUGCCUCAUCGCCGCGCUUAAGGUCCGGUAUCCGUACUCCAUGGCAGUGCUGCGGGGAAACCAUGAGAGCCGCAGCAUCACCGAGGUCUACGGCUUCUACGACGAGUGCCUCAGGAAGUACGGAGCUCAAGCUCGCGUAUGGGAGGCUAUGACCGAAGCCUUCGAUUUGCUGCCCCUCGCGGCUUCAGUGGACGGCAGCUACUUUUGCACUCACGGGGGCCUCAGUAGGGAGCUCCAAACCCUAGACCAGAUACAGCGCAUCGACAGACGUCAAGAGCCUCCGCCUGACGGCGGCAUGAGCGAGUUGCUGUGGUCUGAUCCUUUCGAUUUUCCCCCCGAGGGUCAGCCUGCGGAGGUUUCCAUCAAUGGAGAAGGAGACACAGACGGGAGCGGCCCCCAUGCAGCGACCCUUGAUGCCGAGGGCUGGGCCCCCAGCAGCCGAGGCGCGGGACUUCUGUGGGGCCAGGGCGUAACUGAGCGUUUCCUGCAUCUCAAUAACAUGCAAUGCGUUUGCAGGGCCCACCAGCUCGUCUCUGACGGUCAUCAGUGGAGUCACGAUUCAAAGGUGUGCACAGUGUUUAGCGCCCCCAACUAUUGCUACAGAUGUGGUAACAAGGCCUCCCUCCUUGUUUUGGAUGAACAAGGGGCUCGCCGGUUUCUUUCUUUUCGUCAUGCCCCUGAACGAGGAGACCCUGAGGUUGUCAGGACAUUACCGGGUUACUUCGUGUAA
Molecule: messenger RNA, 1635 nt
Organism: Cyclospora cayetanensis
Lineage: Eukaryota; Apicomplexa; Conoidasida; Eucoccidiorida; Eimeriidae
Product: serine/threonine-protein phosphatase PP2A catalytic subunit-like
Exons: 10
Coding region: 1-1635 (544 amino acids)
Biological process (GO): mitotic cell cycle; peptidyl-serine dephosphorylation
Cellular component (GO): cytosol
Molecular function (GO): protein serine/threonine phosphatase activity
Source: RefSeq, a predicted model, not a curated record